Ceratitis capitata (Mediterranean fruit fly) is the source of this 1469-nucleotide messenger RNA. RefSeq lists its product as hypothetical. Bases 103 to 1380 code for a protein of 425 amino acids. The record is from RefSeq and is a predicted model, not a curated record. NCBI's taxonomy places the organism in Eukaryota, Metazoa, Arthropoda, Insecta, Diptera, Tephritidae. The transcript has 3 exons.
CGUUGUCAGUAAAUAAAUAAAUACAAAUUCUUAUUUCUACGAUUUAAAUUUCAAAUUGGUUGAAAAUUGGUCUAAAAAAUUUCAAUAAGUAAGCCAAGAACUAUGGAGGAGGAUCUUGCCCUAAGCAGCUUGUUAUUUAUGAAAAUAUGUAAUUUAUUUGGGCGUUGGAAAAGAGCUCAAAGACGCAGUCCGCCGAAGCGCUUAAACCGAAAUCUAGAGCAAAUUAAAAAAAACAAAUCUAGUUUAUCUUUGCCUCCUGAAGAAUUUUGGCGGUGUCCAAAUAAUUUCCAUUGGGUUUUCGUACCAAUGAAAGAACAAGAUGACGAAGAAUUUUUUGAAAAUACUUGCAUGAAUGUAACCAUGUUUAACAAACUCGUCUCACUGUUGGAACCCGAAAUAGCGGAGUCAGCAUUGUUACCGGAGAAAAUAACCGCUGAACAAUGUCUUGUUCUAACAUUGGAAUAUUUAGUGAAAGGUUUCACCUUUUACUAUAUAAAAUCAAAGUAUAAAUUGCGCAGCUAUGAAACGGCGCAUGAUAUCAUUUUAGAAACUUGUGAGCUUUUGUGGAAAGUACUAAGAGAAACAUAUCUUGCUGAGCCAACGGAAUCAACGUAUAGCACCAUAGCAGAAAAAUUUUCAGAAAAAUGGCAUUUGCCGUGCUGUGCUGGUGCGAUAACUUGCAUGAAAAUAGUUACUAGACGAAAGAAAAAUCGUUCAAAUUACACUGCUGUUUUAGCAACUUGUGAUCACAAUUAUGUAUUUACAUCGCUGUGCAUUGGUAACAAAUGUGAAUUUGAAAACACAUCAUUCGGACAAGCAGUGAUAAACUGUACUUUGCCGUUUCCCGAUACUGAAGACCUUACUGGAAACAAACCCAAAUUUCCAUAUUACUUUGCUGGAAAUUUAUGUAUGCCGUUACUCAAAACCAUAAUGCGCACUUAUCGUCGAUUUGAGGAAAGUGAUCGGCGAAAGAUUUUCAAUUACCGCAUAUCUCGUGGUUAUCAAGUAAUUGAUAAUGCCUUCGGCAUAUUGAUAGCACGUAUGCAUAUAUUUCAAAAAGCAAUCAAUACGAAACCUGAUGAUUGCAAAAGCAUUGUUCGAGCCGCGGUGGUGCUGCACAAUUUUAUAAUGGUGAAUGACGAAAAUCAAAAGUAUUGUCCACCAAAAUUUGCGGAUUGGGAAGAUGAUAAUCAUUCAAUAAAAGCAGGCGGUUGGAGAUAUACAGCGGGUAAAAAAAUUUUCUCACUACGACCUGCGAAGUGGGCUGUUCGAAAUCAUAAGCAAGUGGCGGUAGAUCGGAGAGAUUUUUUAGCUGCAUAUUUUGAAAGUAAAGGCGCAGUCGAAUUUCAAAACGAAUUUGUAGACUCAAUAAGUGUUUAAUAUGAUUUGGAAAAAACUACAAGUAAAUACAUAUGUUAUUUUAAGUAAAUUUUCUUUGAAUAAUUAUUAAAUUUAUUGGAAAUGAAAAA